This is a messenger RNA of Paralichthys olivaceus (Japanese flounder), 1655 nucleotides long. Lineage: Eukaryota; Metazoa; Chordata; Actinopteri; Pleuronectiformes; Paralichthyidae. The record is from RefSeq and is a predicted model, not a curated record.
GUUCACAGCUGUGAGCCACCCAGUGUCCGUCCACCUCUACUUCCUGUCAGACCAGUUCCAGGGCUACCUCGUGCGCCAUGUGGCCACUAACCGAGCCUCCACCCAGCUGGAGACGAUGGAGACCUGGGUCACACCCAGGGACCACUUCACCCCGGCCAGCCCCCCCCACCCCAACAACAGACUGCAGCAUGUCCAGGUGGGAAGCGACUGGGAUCCGAAGGAGCGUCUCUUCAGGAACUGGGGGUGUCUGCUGGGCCCCAAGGACGAGCCGGUGGCCGUGCAGCGCUGGAGCCGCAGCCAGAGCAACCUGACGGCCACCGUGGUGUGGAUCGACCCCACCAACGUCAUCGCCGCCACCUACGACAUCCUGGUGGACGCCUCUGCUGAAGUCACCCACUACCGGCCGCCGCUCACGGCCCCGCUGAGGCCCGGCGUGUGGACGCUGAGGGUGCUGCACCACUGGAGCCCGCUCGGCCAGACCAGCUUCAUCGUGGCUCCGCUGGAGUUUCACAAACAACAGCCCACAGGACACGACGACGCUCAGCGGCUGCACGGCGGCCCGCCCAGGAACUCCUACAUGGAGCAGAGCUUCCACGGCCUCAACCCCGUGCUGCGGCUGCCCGUGAGCCUGGGCGCCGUGGAGGAGGCCGAGGCCAACGCCAGUCUGACGGGGGCGCCGCUGCGUCAGUGGCUGGACCGGUUGCUGGAAGGCCACUGGUCGGCCUCGGACAUCUGCUCGACGGGCCCCAGCGCCUGUCCCGUCAUGCAGAGGUGCGGCCUCACCGCCUGGAGCUCCGACAGCCCCGACCCCAAGUCUGAAGUGAGCGCGCCCAGAGAGGACGGACGCAUCAGGUAGCAGACGGACAGACUGAGGGACACGUGAGUGGAGGAGAGGAACAAAUGAAGGAAGGCUGACGCUCUUUUACUGCGUCAUAUUUAUUUAUUUAAAGUCAGUGAAUGAUGGAGGAGACGGAAGGAUGGAAGUUCAGAGGGAGAGAAUUCUCCUCAGUCCUCAUUCAGUGCACUGCUCUCAGAGCGUGUGUGUGUGUGUGUGUGUGUGUGUGUGUGUGUGUGUGUGUGUGUGUGUGUGUGUGUGUGCGUGUGCGUGUGUGUCAGAAGAGUCGUUUACCUCUAUUCCAUGUAAACGAGCUGAAAGCUGGUCGCUCGUGUUUACGUGGACUUGUUAAUUUUGUGUGAGACUGGAAUCACUGCCGUCGCUGUUAUUAAAGGUUCCCAGUCGUCAUGGAAACUUUCUUUACUACAAUGUAUAAUUUAACUUCUGUUUAAUUAAUUCAAUUCAAUUCAAAAGACUUUAUCGUAUUAUAUUAACAGUUAUUAUAGAAUAUGUGUUGAUGGGUGAGGAUAUUGAACUUUACCAUCAGAUGCAGAUUAUAGUCUUGUCCUGAAUUAUAAUAACAGUUAUUCCAGAAAUCUCGAGCUUCAGAGACGAUGACUCUAAAAAAACCUUUACAACAAAACACACAGAACACGUUCACUGGGAUGAUUUUACACCUAAAUUAUUAUAGAAGUACCUCAGAGUUUUAAAUUGAAAGUUGUACUUGAUUAAACCAACGCUGCCAACAACCUAAUGAGAACAUCCUCCACCCACUGUGUGUGUGUGUGCGUGUGUGUGUGCGUGUGCGUGUGUGUGUGUG